GCAUCUGUUAUUAACAUUUAGUAUUUUAUUCAUUUGAAUUGUACCUAUUGUUGUAUUUCUCUGUUUUCUUUAUAUCAUGUCAAUUCAUUUUUUUGGGAUGUUUAUUUUAAAACUUUUAUUCCUUUAUCUUUCCACUGAUCCGCUACAACUGCUGCAGAGGGCGGCGCGUCGCAGCAUCGUGACGUCACGUUACCUUAGAAACAGAAGCGCGUUAGCUUGCCCUGCUGCUUGAAGCUAACGCUGCUAGCUACCCUUGUUAGCUCAGAGGCUGCGUGGCGUUCCUAAAUCCACGAAGGUCAACGUGUUAACGCGAAGGUCGUGUGACGUCACUUGUAUCUUCCGGCAUUGUACAUUCCCGCGUCACGUUAGGUGUGUCUGCUGAGAGCUCCUGGGAAACUCGGCACGAGCUGCUAGUGCUAACAGGUGGUGCAGGAUGGAGCUGGUGCAGGAGGAGGCUUUGGUGUCGGAGCUGAAGAGGAAGCUGGAGGAUGGAGAUCUGAACCCGGAGCAGAAAGUCCUCCUUCUGACCGACGCAUUGAACAAGACGCUGACCUCGGCGGCCCUGCGGUCACACGCCGCCCCGUUGGCUGCUGGGAAGUCCCUCUUGUACCGGAGCGGCGUUCUGAGUCACUGCGUCCGCCUCCUGACUCCAGAUCCCAGAAGGCCGCGGGUAAACUGGGGCGCCGCCGCCACGCUGGCCGCGCUCACCAGUGCCUGCUGUGUGGGGGUGGACCCUGGGCCUCGCUCUAAGGCCUUUCAUAGGCUGCUCCUGCCCUCACUCAUGGACGCACUCCUCUCAUUGGCCAGUCAGCUGAUGAGGCGGGAAGAGUGCCUGUCUCUCUUCAGGCAGGUGAUGGACUCGGUGGGACGUCUGCUCAGGUCUCACACCUGUCUCACCACCCAGGUUCUCAGCUCCGUCCACUACGAGCACAUCCAGAUGUGUGAGGAUGUCACUGUGUCCCUGCUGUGUGUCCAGAUGUGGGUUCAGACCUGCGCAGCCAGCAGGGACUUUCUGUCCGAGUUGAGCGAUGACUCCGUCUUGUUGCUUCUCAACGAAGCCGUUGGCCAGCUGGCCGUCAGCGGCGACUCUUCAGUGGGCGGGGCCGCCGUCAGAUUGAUCCUCCUCAUGGCCAAUCAGCAGGAGGUCCAGGUCCGGCCCCUCCUCCUCAGCUUCAAAGGUCUGGACAGCCUAUUGGACAAGGACUGGAAGGGGCGGGGCUUUGACCAGGAAGUGGAUCAGCUGAUUGCACUCAUCCAAUCUGACACAAGGAGGCGUCCACAGGUGUGUACUGAGCGUGAGAGGGCGGCAUGUUUGAUCCAAGCGGCCUGGAGGUCCUUUCAGACAAGACGCAGGGUGAAGAGCCUGAACACAGCGGUCAGCAGGCUGCAGAGGAGAUACAGGGCUCGGAGGAGGAGGCAGCAGCAGCAGAAGGAGGCGCAGCAAUGGCAGGAGGAGCUUACGUAUCAGGUGUGUGUGAGGCGUCAGCGGGCGAGGAGGGCCUUCCACCAGAAACAGAGACACCUGCUGCAGCUACUUCCUGCUGACCAGGUGCAGCCCUACCUGAAGGAGUGUGAGUGGCGAGCAGCCGUGUUGAUCCAGAGCUUCUGGCGAGGCUUCAGAGAGCGACAACGCUACAACAACACAACAAGACACGCACACACACAGCAGCAGGCUGCAAGGACGCUCCAGAGAGCGGUGCGUCUCUUCCUGCAGAGGCAAAGAGGAGCGUUGGUCCCGCCCACCACGUCUCUCCUGAUUGGUCAGAGAGGCUUGACGGACAGCCGUAGGUUGGAACUGAAGAGACAGGUGGAGGAGCACAUCUCUCUGCAUCCAUCAUCGCGAGUUUCCCACGAGCAGUGCCAGCGCCUCCACGAGGAGGCGCAGCUGCUGCUGCUGUCGGCACUGCAGGGAGUAGAGCAGCGGAGGAGGGAGGAGCAACGGGUGGAGGUGCUGCUGGCCCACACACACACACAGCUGGAGCUUCUCCGAGGUCUCUUACUCUCACACACACACACACACACACACUCUCUGCUGGAGCUUCUCCUCACACACGUUUCUCCUCUUCCCAUCAGAGGCCCCGCCCCUCGCUGUGGUUACAACGACGGUCGCCGACUCCUUCCUGAGCCGCUCGAGUCUCGUGGCCAUGCGGGCCCGCGACUCCCACAAUGCAGUGCUGCAGGCGCACAGGCUGCCCUGGUGGAGGACUGUGGGGGACACGGCUGGCGGCGUGGACGUGUUUGGCCACGCCCACAUGCCAGAGCUGGAGGCGGAGCUUGGAGGACUGUUUGUAGGUGGGAAGUGAGGUUGACCCGUUAUUACCCGUCUCUGAACUGCUUCACUGCAUUGACCGGCCUCAAACACCAGAGGGCGGCAGAGACUGAAGAAGGGGGCGCUUGGUUUCCUCCUCUGGGCUGCCCUGCUCCCUGUCAACUCCAUCACCAGCACACUGUGAUCUCUGCCGUGAUGUCCCUUAUUCCACUAAACCCUCGGACGUGUUGAUUGGCUGGCGUGUGCGGCCAUUGAUUAUCGAUCGGUCGCCCGGGGUCCCUUACAUAAGCGCUCUGUGUGGCGCCUGUUAGCGACGCUGGAGUCAAACCGGGGGGACGUCUCUGCUGCCGUGUACUUCUGUGAAUACUUCCAUCUGACGGCUAGGAAAACACCGUAAGCUGGUACACGUUGUACUUUGACCUGCUUUGGCGCUCUGGGUCACAUGGCCUCUGUGAGCAGGUUUAGGAAGCAGAACCCCAUUGAGGAGACGGCGGAACUACCCAGCAUGCAGUGCUUUGUCAGCGAAGGAAAGAGCUAUUAACGAGACAAAACUUUAUUGGACGUCGCUUCUCUGGUUUGUGUUUUUUUUUAACGCUAAGUAUAUUCCAUAACUAUAUUUGAUAGUGAUUUUAUUUGGCCGCUGUAGUAAUUGUAUGUUGUAUUUCACUGGAAGUAGCAAUAUCAAUCUGUAAAAGUACUAGGUCUGCAUUAAAUGGAUUCAAUCAGUACUUCUAAAGUAUCAUAAGUAAAAGUACCUGUUUGGCAUUGUGUUUAUUUGUAUUCUGUAAAAUAACUAAAGCUGUUGGAUACAUUUAGUCGCAGUAAAAGUACAAUAACUACCCUUUAGAUAUAGAAAAGGAAGUACAAGUACCUUAAAGUUGUACUUGGAGCAGUUAAGAUGUAAAGGAAUGUGACCAGAAAGAAGGUGAAAAGCUUUUCACUCCUCCCAGUUUACCCAGCAUGCCUAGAGUCUCCAUGCCCAGUUUACCCAGCAUGCCUAGAGUCAGCAUGCCCAGUUUACCCAGCAUGCCUAGAGUCAGCAUG
Molecule: messenger RNA, 3313 nt
Organism: Pungitius pungitius (ninespine stickleback)
Lineage: Eukaryota; Metazoa; Chordata; Actinopteri; Perciformes; Gasterosteidae
Gene: iqcb1
Product: IQ motif containing B1
Exons: 14
Coding region: 434-2500 (688 amino acids)
Biological process (GO): cilium assembly
Cellular component (GO): cilium
Molecular function (GO): calmodulin binding
Source: RefSeq, a predicted model, not a curated record